CGUUACGCUGUCUGUGGGCUGAGAACUUGAUGAUUCUGUUGGUUCCUGACGGAAAUUAGAGAGAUUGAAGGGGCUGGGCCCACAGUAGAGAAAUGGCGAGAACGGUUAACGAGAGCGGGUGUGGAGAAGAAACACAGAGUCUGGAGCCGCAGGGACCGGGCCUGGGUUCGGCCAGAUGGGGUCCACAACACGCCGGUGCCCGAGAACUGGCAAAUUUAUACUCACCAGGCAAAAGAUGUCAGGAAUGGGUAAGUGUCAUCCUCUGCUUCUCUCUCAUGGCCUUCAAUUUCAUUCACCUUCUUGCCAAUUUCCACCUGGGACAUCUGUGGUACAUCCUGUUGAGUGUUGUGGCAGGAAUACUUACCGCAGACUUUGCGUCAGGACUUGUUCACUGGGGGGCUGAUACAUGGGGAUCAGUGGAUCUACCCAUCUUUGGGAAGGCUUUUAUACGACCAUUUAGAGAGCACCACAUCGAUCCCACAGCCAUUACCCGUCACGACUUCAUUGAGACCAAUGGUGACAACUGCAUGCUUACCAUAGUCCCUCUAGCAAACAUGGCCUUCAGCUUCCUCACCCUCUCCUCUAAGGAGAUUGACCAUAUCUACCCCUGGUACUGCUACUUGUUUGCACUAGGCAUCUUUGUGACCCUAACCAACCAGAUUCACAAGUGGUCGCACACGUAUUUCGGCCUGCCUCGUUGGGUUGUGUUCCUGCAGGACUUCCACAUCAUCCUUCCCCGCAAGCACCACCGCAUCCAUCACGUCUCCCCUCAUGAGACGUACUUCUGCAUCACUACAGGUUGGCUGAACUACCCUCUGGAGAAGAUGGGUUUCUGGAAGAACCUGGAGGAUCUUAUCCAGGGUGUGACGGGAGAGAAGCCCAGGGCGGAUGACCUGAAAUGGGCUCAAAAAGUGAAGUAACACCGCAGGCUAACUGCACCCUACCUCAGAAGACGCUGGCUCCGUCCGGGCUUCUCAUCCCCUUUUUUGCCUCACACAGACUGUAAUCCAUAGAAAGCAAAACUAACAAAGACUUUCUGAUGCCAUAGCUUUAAGUCUUGCACAUUUUGUCUGUUUUUCAAGAGGAGGGCUCUGUUGAUGGAAUUUUUCAUUACUCCCUCGUGGAGAUCGUCGUUUCAAAAUUGCAAUAUAUCCUAAACUCUUCGUAUUACUAACACAAACACAAAUAAUAACUUUUUUGAGGUGAUUUCCAAAUAGAGAGAAGGUAUGAUCAGAUACGUUAUGGUCAGAUACAGUUAAUUUGAAAUCGCUUUCCAAGGACAUUAAAAGAUUUCCCUCACGUCAGAAAAUUCAAACAAGCCCAGGAAAGAACACUUGAAAGAAUGAACACUCACUUUCUUAUCCUCCAGAGACAAAACUCUUCAUUUUCAGAGUGGAUGAACCACGUUAUAUUUAGCACUGCUUUUUUUCUCUUCUGGAUAAGUCUUUGUAUUUCCACCUCAUCAAGGGUCUUCUUGAUGUACAAGUAAUGGCACUAGAUUUAGGCCGUGGUAAGUAGCGGAGCUGGGGUGAUAUAGUAUUUUUGGAUGCUUUACCAAUGUUGAUAGCUAAAGAACAAAAUGUUCUGUUACUGUUACAUUUGAUGAUUUCUUGCACAUUUGGGUUCAGCUACUGUUUUUGUUUUUUUUUUAAAGAUGGGUGAUGACAAUAUUUAAUAGUUUAGUCAUGAAUUUAUCAAUCUGAGACAAUGACUACAGUUGCAGUGGAAGAGUCAAUGCUACUUUAAAGCCAAUAUCAUCCCUCCAGAAUGCUAAAUGACAGAUCUGACAGCUCAGAGAUGGGUUUAGUUUAGACAAACCAAAAACAAGCCAAAUUGCUCAUAUUGCUGUUGGAUCCUAAGCUUGCAUUUUGAUUGGAAUUUGUCAUGUUAUCUGGCCAUUGAAACAAUUUGCAUUUAUAUAUUUAUUUGAUGAUAGUGGAAACACAGAAGAUGACUAAUUUGAUCUAAAAAAGUGACGUGUGUACCUGUAGUCAGCGUUGACGCUUGGCCAUUAGAAAAUCUGGGCAAAUUACACAUGUAUCAUGCUGUUGUUUUGCUGAGUCACUCCGGCCCGACUAACUCGUCUUUUCAGAUGAUCAUGUCCUCUGUCAAAAGCCUUUUUAGUUUAUUUUAGACAUUUAUUUAUAUAGGACAGCUUAGACUUGAAAGGGGAGAGAGAAGGGGAAUGACAUGCAGCAAAGGGCCGCAGGUCGAAGUUGAACCCGCGGCUGCUGCGUCGAGAAGUAAACCUCUAUAUAUGGGCGCCCGCUCUACCAGGUGAGCUAACCAGGCGCCCGCCUUUUUAGUUUUUAUUUGACUCCUGAUGAACAGACAGAUUAGCAGGAAAGAGGCAAAUGGAUUUCGGUCAAGCUGCCUUACGUAUGGACUACAGAUGCAGUACUAUUGUCUUUUUUGUUAAAUUGUGUCAUUUGCUGCACUUCUUUGUGUCACUGCAACGGUAAUUCUGUCUUUCUGGGAUUUGUGUCUCAGUUAAUUAGAUACAGAUACUCUCAAGUUAUGUGCCAGCAACAGUCCAGGAAGGAAGGGUCCAGGAAUUUCUUCACGCUUAUAGAUGAGAUUAUGUAAUUCAAUUGGUUGAAAGUUUUUUAAUGUAAUUUGUAAAUGUAUUGUACAGCCAAUAACUAUGCAGUGUAAUAAGAGGCCCUUAACCAUACGUCUUAACUCCUCUGAUUAGGUUAAAAUGCCUUUCUUUUUCUACUAGUUUACACAUAUUUGCUGUUUUAAGUUGGAAAACCGGAGCUUAAAAAAUUGGCUACUUAAACUGCAUGACUAAAUUACUUCUACUAAUUAAGAUGUCACUUACGCAGACGUAAGAAUGCGUGCAUGCAUACAGCAUGACAUGAAUUGUGCUGCUUUCAAAAGAUGACCCCAAAUUUUGACCAAAUGUUCCCAGAUUUGAACUUUAAAAAUGUUAUCUAAUAAAUCCUAUAUUUUAUAGGUGUAAAUUGGAGGAGCUAAUCUUGCUGUUCAGCUGGGUUGAUCAGGUUAAAGGUGAGCUUCUGAUGUUGUACUAGACAAUUUAAUGACAGUAUAUAUUUUUAUUACAGUAAAAGUUCAUUUUGAAGCCAAAAUUAUGCUUUAUGUGAUGUAAUAUUUCAGCUUUUAAAUCCUUCAUACUUGAUUAUAUACAAUUAUUCGCCAUAGGUCAGCAGCAGAAGUACACUGCAGAUUGCGUAGUGCUUGUAGAGUAUUGUGAGAAGCAGUCUCGUAUGCACUGGGUAGUGUAAUACAUGAUGGUAAAUAGAUGCCACUAUGUGUCACUGCAUCAAAGUUUAAGGCCUGUGUAGAAGUUCUACUCCUGAAGCUCUUUUUGAUCAAUGUUAGGCAAAAUAUAGUUUGGACACUGCUAACUGCAGUAAGUAGAUUCAUUUGAACUUUAAACAACUUAUUUUAUGAAUGGGAGUUUCUGCGUUGUUGGCUCUACUGGAUGAUUUGGCGCUUCAGCAAAUUGUUUUUGGAGAUAAUAUAAAAGUAAUGACAACUUUGUUUUUGUAAUACAAUAGCUAAGUGUAAUGGUUAGAAACACUAGACAUGCCAUAAUUAGUUUGGAGAUUGACAAAACUGACAACCUUGCAAUAAAAAUAUAUAUGGUGAGUUCAGAAGGAACCAACGACAUAACUUGGAGACAAACUUGCUAUAAUCGCUAUUUGUUAUAGUAAGGAGUCUGGUUGUGACUAUAGAUCUAACAUACAUUAACUUAUUCUUCAUGUAUUCUCCAGAUGAUCUCAGGAUUGUGGUUAGAGUGAUUUCAAUAGGUUAUUAUGAAUUUGUGAAAAAAAGAAAACCCCCUCUCCAUUAGUGAAGUUAAGGCCGUUAUCUAAUAGAUAAAAGUUGUAUAAGUCAGUUGUUUUCUAUUGUAGCCAUAUGUCAGUACAGUUAACCUGGCCUCAUGUUAUUGAGGUAGAAUUUGUGGUUAAUCUGUGAUAGGUUUUUUUCUGUUUUAGAGACAGACAUCAGUUGAUUUGAAAGGUAUUUUGUGACAAUGUGUGGUUAACUAAGUAUUUUUCCACUGGAAAUUGUAAAAGCAAAUUAACUUGUUGGUAUGUUGGGUGGGCAUUCGGUGGUAACGUUCAACAUGCUGUGUUGAAAUCACUUUUGGAAUGAUUGUUUUAAACUUUUUAUUGAAUUGCCUUAUCCUCUCCCUGAUUGAUUUACUGUAAAUCUCGACAGUGACAUGGGAAAGCAAUUUAUUGACUGACUGCAUUGCCCUUCACUUGCCUCUUACUUUCUGAGUCGAGGCCCAUAUAUGGAUGAUGUAGUUGGUUAUGUAUGCUGGUGGUGAUGAUGGAGUUUUAGAUACCAGAAUAAUGCCUUGAUGCCUUUUUGUUGUCUUCCAUUUGGGAGACUUGCAAUGUAUAUAUUAAACUGUAUUUAUAAAUAAAUGGUUGAUAAUUA
Messenger RNA from Sander lucioperca (pikeperch), 4416 nucleotides. RefSeq names its product plasmanylethanolamine desaturase 1 (gene peds1b). Gene Ontology annotation, molecular function: oxidoreductase activity. The transcript has 6 exons. The record is from RefSeq and is a predicted model, not a curated record. The coding region runs from base 93 to 920 and encodes 275 amino acids. Lineage: Eukaryota; Metazoa; Chordata; Actinopteri; Perciformes; Percidae.